Molecule: messenger RNA, 1023 nt
Organism: Stegastes partitus (bicolor damselfish)
Lineage: Eukaryota; Metazoa; Chordata; Actinopteri; Pomacentridae
Product: cyclic AMP-responsive element-binding protein 1-like
Exons: 7
Coding region: 185-1000 (271 amino acids)
Biological process (GO): regulation of transcription by RNA polymerase II
Cellular component (GO): nucleus; ATF4-CREB1 transcription factor complex
Molecular function (GO): protein binding; cAMP response element binding; DNA-binding transcription factor activity, RNA polymerase II-specific
Source: RefSeq, a predicted model, not a curated record
CUGCUCGGCUCCUUUCGGCAGAGCAGAUUUUCGCUGUCGUCGUCUCCCUCGUCCUCCUCUCCGUGUUGUUGUUCUCGGUGACGCGACGGAGGUGUAGCCUGACGCGGUCUCUUACGUGUCGGUCUGAAUAAAAGUGGAGCUCCGUAGACCCGGGAGUGACGAAGCGAGUCUGUGUUGAUUUUAAAUGACCAUGGAGGCUGGUGCAGACACACAGCAAAGUGGUGAAACGGCUGUUUCUGAGUCUGAGGCCCAGCAGAUCACACUGGCACAGGCGUCCAUAGCAGCAGGCCAGGUGACAUCCAGUAGUCCCACAGUCACCCUAGUGCAGUUACCGAACGGUCAGACAGUCCAGGUGCACGGAGUGAUCCAAGCUGCUCAGCCGUCUGUCAUCCAGUCGCCACAAGUCCAGACAGUACAGAUUUCGACCGUUGGUGAGAGCGAGGACUCUCAGGAAUCCGUAGACAGUGUGACAGAUUCUCAGAAGAGGAGAGAGAUUCUGUCCAGACGGCCUUCUUACAGGAAGAUUCUGAAUGACUUGUCGUCAGAUGCUCCAGCAGUGCCUCGAAUUGAGGAAGAGAAGUCGGAAGAUGACACAGCCCCUGCCAUCACCACAGUCACCAUGCCCACUCCCAUCUAUCAGACCAGCAGCGGCCAGUACAUUGCCAUUACCCAAGGCGGGGCCAUUCAGCUGGCCAAUAACGGCACAGAUGGAGUGCAGGGCCUACAGACGCUCACCAUGGCCAACGCCGCCGCAGCCCAGCCCGGCGCCACCAUCCUACAGUACGCUCAGACCAGUGACGGGCAGCAGAUCCUAGUGCCCAGCAACCAAGUGGUUGUACAAGCUGCCUCUGGUGACGUCCAGGCCUAUCAGAUCCGCACAGCCCCCACCAGCACCAUCACUCCCGGGGUCGUCAUGGCAACCUCGCCUGCGCUAGGCGCCACCGGAGCCACCGAGGAAGUCACGCGCAAAAGGGAGGUCCGACUGAUGAAAAACAGGUAAGCGUGCUGCUUCAAAACUGUCGU